This is a messenger RNA of Alligator mississippiensis (American alligator), 6672 nucleotides long. It is a transcript of the gene INSC, whose product is annotated as INSC spindle orientation adaptor protein. Lineage: Eukaryota; Metazoa; Chordata; Crocodylia; Alligatoridae. The record is from RefSeq and is a predicted model, not a curated record. Gene Ontology annotation, cellular component: apical cortex. The transcript has 13 exons. Gene Ontology annotation, molecular function: cytoskeletal adaptor activity; protein binding. Gene Ontology annotation, biological process: establishment of mitotic spindle orientation; asymmetric cell division; apical protein localization. Bases 566 to 2206 code for a protein of 546 amino acids.
GCAGAGGGAAAAAUUGGAAUUUAUUGGAUGUUUUGAAACCAAAAUGCCUGGGACUUUUUACCCAAAAUAAUUUUAUUGGGGGGGGAGGGGAAAGAUGAAAUCAGCCUAAUUGGAUCAUUUCUCAUGUCUUAGAUAGUUGAAAUAUCUUUUCAAUACAAUAUAUAGUGGAAACACAAUCUUUGGAGACCUUUACAUCUAAAUUGACAAUUUGCUGAGAAGAUCUAUUGAAAAAAAAAACUGUGUCAGGGCAAGGGAGCUGACUAAGGGAGAGGACAGGCCUUUUCUGUCUGUAAUAUCUAGACUCUCUGGCCAUGUGUGAAUGGUAAAAUUGCAGAGUCUGGUAGCAGUGCUCCCAAGCACAGCAUGUGGCCUGGGCUGGCUGCCUCCUAAACCAGAAAAAAAUGUAGUCUCAUCUCUGCAGGGCUGCUGAUGGGCUAUUUAGCAGAAGGGUGGGCUAGCUGGCACUGUCAUUCAGCAGUGUUAAUUAGCUUGCUCAUUCACUGACUGCACAGUGCUUCUAGUUUAGGAGGCAGCCCAGACAGAGCUGAGGACAUUGCUGCAGAGCAUGAGUCUGGCCUAUGGAGAAGCCCACAAGCAGACUGAGAUAAAUAUGGCUUUUCAAAUUGAUAACCGCCUUGAGUCCUUUUCAUUGCCAAUUCAGCGAAUGCACUAUAUUCAAGUGGAUUCUGUCCAGCGCUGGAUGGAGGACUUGAAGUUGAUGACGGAUUGUGAAUGUAUGUGUAUUCUUCAGUCGAAGCCAAUCAGCAUAGAGGAUGAUGCACAGAAUGAACUUAUUCUUUCAUCGCAAUAUAGUGUGUGGGAUAACUUGCAGUUAUUAUUGAAAAGAGCUUGGAUCAUAAGCACAGAGUUGACCAGGAUUGCUCAAAAACUAGAGAAGAGCAGAUGGCAGAGAGUACACAGCAUGACAGUAAGAGUCAAUUGUCAUGUACGGUCAAUGAUAAAUGAAUACAACACAUUUACCAGACAUUCUUCAGAAGAAAUGCACAAGUUUGAAAAACUUUUAAUAGAAAAAUGUUCAGAAUUUACAGCACUCACAGAAAGGUGCAUACAAACUGAGGACGAACAGAUAUUAAAGUCCAUGAAACCUUGUAUUAAUGAAACACUAACUACAGUUGCUCAUUAUUUUGGCCAGUUGAUAGAACUGAUCUUAGCACAUGAAACACGGAACCUGGUGAGACAAAUAGAUUCAUCAGAAAAUAUAUACAUCACAGAAUCGGCUACACGCAGCUUAUUCAGCCUUACCCAGGAGGGUGCUCAUUUGUGCCGCAUCAUAGCUAAGGAAGGAGGUGUUGUUGCUCUGUUUAAGACGUGUCGCCAGGAUUGUUUCAGGAGCAUUUAUCCCCAGACUCUCAGAACCUUGGCAUCUAUAUGCUGUGUAGAAGAAGGGAUUCACCAGCUAGAAAAGGUUGAUGGGAUACUGUGUUUGGCUGACAUUCUCACUGAUAGUACCCAUUCAGAAGCCACUCAUGCAGAAGCAGCAGCAGUGAUAGCACAGAUCACAUCGCCACAUCUCACUUUCACUCAGCAUCUUGGUAGCUUUCUAGAAAACAUGGAGGAAAUUGUAACAGCACUUGUCAAAUUGUGCCAAGAGGCCUCAUCUGGUGAAGUUUUCCUCUUAGCUUCGGCGGCACUUGCCAAUAUUACAUUUUUUGACACAAUGGCUUGUGAGAUGCUGCUUCAGUUGAAUGCUAUGAAGAUUCUUCUUGCAGCUUGUUCAGACAGGCAAAUAGUGGAUACCCCAUAUUCUCGAGAUCAGGUUGUAACAAUAUUAGCAAACAUGUCUGUCCUGGACCAAUGUGCUUCAGAAAUAAUUCAAGGAAAUGGUAUUCAGCUUUUAAUGGAAAUGCUCUUUGAGAGAUCCUCUUCUGGGAAUUCAGCAGAAGUUGCUGCUUGUGAGAGAGUUCAACAGAAAUCUGCAGUUACGCUGGCACGGCUGAGCCGAGAUCCUGAAGUGGCACAUGCAGCCAUAAAACUCAGCUGUAUUCCUCGCCUCAUACAACUCUGCAGGUCACCAACUGAAAGGAACAACAGUGAUUCCGUUCUCGUGGCAUGUCUGGCAGCCUUACGAAGACUAGCAGUUAUGAGCCCUGAUCGCCUUAAAGAUUCAGAUUUCCAGCAGCUGGUAAAGCCUAGACUUGUGGAUUCCUUUCUGCUGUGCACAAAUAUGGAAGAAAGCUUUGUAUAAAUGAGUAAAUAUGAGCCAAAAAAGCAAUCCAUUUUUUGAACAAGAACCAAUAUAGUGUAUACGGUAUUAUGUAGCCCUAGCACUAUUAUUUAUGAUUAAUUUAUUUUAAAACCACAAAGGUCUGGUCUGCAAAGAAAAAGAAACAUGGUUUAUCAGUUAAUCUCAAAUCAGUGGUUUGCAUACAUUUUUUUAAAAUUCUGUUUUCCAGCAAAAGACUCGGACAUGUUAACACACCUAAUAAUUAUGAUUUAAUUAAAAGUGAAUACAUUUCAAUGUAUGGUUUAGGGGCCAUGUUUUCUUCAUGGUUACAUGGCUACAAGGUAUCCAGGUAACUAAUGGAGGAAUUUGGUACUUGAUGAUAAAUGCUUAUGAUGGUAUUUUAUCAUUGCUAUUUCUUUAUAAUUAGAGUAUUAAGUUGUCCAAAAGAUAUAUUAAUUUGAUGCACUCAUUUCUUAAUAAUUGAUUUUUCAGGAAAAUCCUGAAUAAUUUACAAUAGGUUGUAGAAAACUAUAUGCAUAUCCAAAAAUGGUACCUAAAUUAAUCAAAUGUUUAGCUACCCCCACACACACAAAAAAUGUUGCUUUCAAAACUUUACUAAUUCAUGAAGUACAUCCAGCCAGAUAUUAUUUUUAAGCCAAUAUUUUUUGAGAGGAUGUACAUGCAUUUAUUAAAAAAACAGAUGCAUGGAUAAUUUUGACUGAAUCUCUAGUUUUUCUGGUUGAUUUCUUUUUUAGCUUCAACCUUCUUUUUUUAAAUUUAGGGUCAAAUUUUCAAAAGCUCUAAAAAAUCCCACUUCUAGAUUAUAUGUGGAUAAAGACUCACAAAUGGAAAUGUUUGUUUGAACAUUUCUAUGAAAAAAAUAACUAUUUUAUUUUAGCUUAAAAAUAUAAAAUUUUCCUGGAAGUUUUAGUUUAGUUUUAAUUCUACUUCCCCUUGGUAGAAGACAUUUUUCCCUUCCAUCUUCUGUUUCAAAUCACUUAUGAUCUAGGAUUUCUGAGGUGCUACAACCUCUACUAAAAUAUUAAAAUGAAGCCCGUAUUCCUGUAUUUACCUCAUAGAAAUGUUGUGCGGCUUGGUCCAUUAAUGUUUGUUUACUACUUUGGGAUUUUUGGAUGAAAGGUACAAUCCAAGUGUUAAGUUGACAUGAUCUUUAUUUUUCAAGAGAUAAAGUUAAAGAGAGAAAUCUCUUUUCCUAUGAGUGAAAGGUCUACUAUGCUUUCAGCAGUAGCUUAUUGUGGCUAUUAUUUUUCAUAGAGUAUAGGAAUUUAAAGUUUCUUUUUGAACAUUUUUUCUCAUACAUGCGUUAGUCUAACUAUAUAUUUUUUUCCUGGAUGGGUUAACAAUUCAUUAACCCCUGCCUUAAAUGAUCAUUCAAAAUUAAGGCAAAAAUUAUAUUUUUGACAGUGAUGAUCUAAAUAGAGAAGAGAGGAAUUAUUUGUAGUACACAUGGAUACCCUUGAGCAGUUGCUAAUAGCAUGAUCCUUUAUAUGAGUAGCAAAUAUCUGCAGUGUAAUUGGGAGAGGUGUUAAGCAAGCCUUUGGGCAUAUAGCUUUUGUGCACAUCUCUUCCAACUAUACUGUUGGUCCAAUAAAAAAAUAUCAUCCACCAAAACCAGAUAAAAGAUAUCACUCACACACCCUUGUGUGUCUUGCAUUUUUCCUGGACCAUCGCAACUACAGCAUUCCAGGCCUACUAUGAGUUUGUACAGUAAGAAUGGGAAUGUUGUGAAGACAUUGGGGGAGUGACUUUGGUACUUCCAUCACCAAACAACAGUGGACAUUUGAAAUGAUGCCUUAAUCACCACCCCUAAUGUUAAAUAAUUAAUCUGAACAAAAAUCAUAGGAUGCUUCAGUUUAUUUCAUGGUACAUCUUAAAAAAUGUUAUAAUGCUGAUAAUUGCAUACAAAGAGUCCAAUUCUGUUGUUGUUUACACUCUUGUAAACCUUACUUCAUUACUUGGUUAAUGUCAUUUGUUGUGCAGUUGCUUUGGUGUAGCUAGGAGCAGAAUUUGUCCUGUAGGAUGUACAGCUCAACAGUUACUUUCCUGGUGUAAAAAUAUCUAUCUGUCAGGGAACAUCAUUCAUCUCAUGCUCAUGUAACAGCAAAGAAAUAGCUGUGUGUGCACCAAAAAAAAAAAAAAAAAAAAGAAAAAAGAAAAAAGGAACUAAAUUCCUGCUUAUAAUAAGAUCCCUUUACAAAUCUUUGUCAAUCUAGACAUUUUCUUAAAGAAUGUACAAAUGCUACUCCUGUUGUGUAGCAUUUACACUAAGGGACCUUAGUGUAAAAGAUAAUCACCAGACUAUAGAACAGGGGUGGGCAAUUAUUUUUGGGCAGAGGGCCGCUUACUGAGUUUUGGCUAGCCAUCGAGGGCUGCAUGACAGGCAGCCCAGGGCAGAUUAAUAUUAAUUUUCUAAAUUUUUUAGGGGCCCUGCAGGCUGGAUAGAAUGGCCUGGUGUCCCGCAUCCAGCCCCUGGGCCGCAUUUUGCCCACCCCUGCUAUAGAAUGAUUAAAUAAACCUGUGAACACUCAGUUGUCCUCAGGCAGGAGCAUGUGCUGGAAUAUGGCCAACUAUCUGCAAGCAAAACCUGUCAGUGAGAGCUGGUGGCAACUCGCCCUGCCUUGCCUUCCCUCCCCCCCCAUCCCCCCACUCAAAGAAACCCCAAAUAAAACAUGAGGGAGUAUCAAGAGACAGCAGAAGCAACAGUAAAGCUGUAUGAAUCAACAUGAUUUAAUAAGGCGAAGAAAGUGUUGAAAAGCAUACCCACACAGCCCUUAAAAACAAUGGCAUAUUAUUGAAUUACAAGCAUUGUAUUCAUUGGUUGACAAGACUGCCAUGCAAUGGACACAUGAACAAGGAAUUGUGGCAUUCUGUCUUCUGCCAGUAAAUAAUUAUAAUGUUGAGCUAUACAUUCCCAUUUGUGUGCUCUUCUCAGUAAAUAAUCCUUGCUGUCUCCAGGAAAGUAGAACAAGAAACUGUGGCAAAGAAAAACACAGAAGGUAGCCUGAAACAUGUCAAUAAGAAGAAUUUUUCUAAUUUGAAAGCAUGACAAAAGUAAAAAUUAAUUCCUAUACUCAGUUGGCCUAAUUUUUUAAUGCCCUGCAUCCUGCAACUGGGACAAGCAGGCUCAAAGUAUAUGUUAAAUAAUGCCAUUAUGAUCUGGUAGCCUUUAUACUUAAUUUGCCCAGAUUAUGUGAGUACAUGACAUGCAGGUCUGAAGGUCAAUGUGACUAAUAUUGCAUUCUGAUAAACUGGCGUAAAUCCAGAAUAACUGCAAUUAUUCUCAGUUUGCAUAUGCGCAGACACAUUAUUGAGCUCCCGUGUUCAGUUGGUGUGAGUAUACCUAUAACUAUGGUUAUUUACAUUUUGAGAAAAGUAUUUUUCAUUGAAACUAAUAUAUGUAGCAUAAAAGUGAAAAAGAUGUAUUGGAUUUGUUAAGACUUAAGUUUCACAUAUUGAAUCGAGUCCAAUUCAGACUAGCUGCAACUUUUGUGGAAUGCAUCUGUUUACACUGAGGUCUGAAUUGAAUUAAUCUCAUAAGGUUAUAGGCAGACAAGCUUCAAGUAGAAGUGAUACCUUUUAUUAGACCAACUAAAUACUUGGAAAAAGUGUUCUUUGCAAGCUUUUGGGGACAAACAUCCUUCUUCUCAUAAGGUUACAUUUUUGAUUUCUUAUGCAGUAGAAUUGGUCAGGAAAUCAAAUAUAUUCCCUAGAUAUUUCAAAUGAAAAACUAAUUCAAAUUUAUUUAAACAUUUUUCUGCAAGACAUUUUGAACUUUUAAAUUUGUUUUGGACCAACAAUUUGAAAUGAACUAAGUUUUGCUUGUUUAAAACAUGUUAAAUAAAAAACAUUAUGAGAUACAAAAAUGAAAGCUGUCAUUUCAGAUUGAUAAAAAUGAAACGUUAUUUUGUCUUGUUUUAAGUGCAAAACAAAACCCAAAUGACAUUUUGUGUAAGUGAACACUUGAUUGCUUUUAUAAUGUCUCUUCUAAACAAAUUUUUAUUUUAAAAAUAAUGGUUUUAUCGAAACGAGAGUUUCCAAUGUAAAAUUGCAGCGUUACUGUAACUGUGUUUUUCAGUAGGAAAAUAUUGUGAGUAAAAAUACUCAACCAGUUCCAAAAUACGCAUUCAGUAUCACUGACUUGUAGGGAUUGCAAUACUAUAAUUUAGGGCAGAAUUUAGUGUAGUCAUUUUGGAAUAUAAGUGCUGUUUGCCAGAAAUCGUCUUAUUUCAUUUAAAUUUCUUAGAACAAUUUUCAUUUUGUAUUUUUUUCAAACAGACAAAUGUAAGCGCCUUUGUAAGUUUGUUUUACAAACCUGAGGAGUUUGAUCUAUGACCUGAAUAUUUGCAUUUAAAAAUUAUAUUUAGUUUGAAGUAUUUACAGACAUUUUGGACUUAGACAUUUAUCUACAAACUAAAUAAACGUCAACUUAUUAUCUGUUUGUUACAUUAAAUAUAAUUUGCACUAAA